This is a messenger RNA of Planococcus citri (citrus mealybug), 2741 nucleotides long. RefSeq lists its product as uncharacterized. The transcript is spliced from 2 exons. The record is from RefSeq and is a predicted model, not a curated record. NCBI's taxonomy places the organism in Eukaryota, Metazoa, Arthropoda, Insecta, Hemiptera, Pseudococcidae. The coding region runs from base 143 to 2593 and encodes 816 amino acids.
UCGUGGUGUGGUGAAUGAAAUGAAUAAUUGGAUUGGAAUUUCGGGAAUUUCCAAUGGAAAUGUUUGUUCUCACUUCUCCUAGGAAGUAUUUCAUCAUCUUUUAUUGUUUUGAGUAGUAUUUAUUCAUAUUGCAGUAUUCAGAAUGGAACUUCUGUGUUUCGAUUCGAGCGGUUCUACCUCCGGAUGUACAAAAUAUUGGAAUACGGUCGAGAAAUUAGUCAAAUCCAACAAAUUCGAUGCUUUAUUAUCGUGGAAUAGUUAUUGUACUCGCGUAAGCAAUAGUCUCGGGAAGAGAGGUUCCGGUGGAACUGAACCUAGUACAUUUCUGGACUACAUCAUAAAUAAUUUUAAUAAAGAUCACAUCGAGCAGAAAUUCGGCAAAGAUGCCAAACUCACUUUACAGGUGACGACAGAUGGUGGAAUAGGUGACAGCGAUAUCGCUCAUUGUGCGGAGUAUUUAUCUAAGCCCAACUUUCCUUCGUUGAAAACAGUCACCAUUCAUUACAUAGGCUAUGAAGGUGCAAUGAAUUUCGGACUAAACGCUAUUUUCGGAUCAGUUGCCGAGUUAUCCUUCAGCAUAAACGAUACCAGUGUCACUAAAAAGGUGCCAUCGGUCGCCGAAUUAGAAAAUUACGACGAUAUUUUCACACCGGAAUUCGUAUCGUUUCUAUGCUCACGUGUUACCGAUCUGAAGACAUCUGAUUUCGACGCUUUCGAUCGUCUACGUAAGACUUUACAGGCCAAGCUGGAUACAAAAUACAAACAAUUGGACGAAAGUAAACCAAUUAAUCCGAAAGAGUAUUUCGACAAAGGCGAUGCCAAGGGUCUCGAAAAAGCCAUCAAGGCUAAAAUGUUCACCGUCGAGAACACAGAAUUUCAAAGCUGGAAGAAUAAAAUUCUAAGUUGUUUCGAUAAAUGCGCCUCCAUCACGAUAUCCGAUACUCGAGCCAAAGCUAACCUAAAAUCCACCGUACUCAAGAAACCGAAAGUCGUCGCCGGGUAUAAAUUUGACGAUGAGACUAUCGUCGUCGAAGAUAGUAUCACUUUCGAGAACAUCGACGAAGGUAAAAUCUGCGUCUUGGUCAAAUUCAACCAACCAGCUUUAUUCAAACCGGAUUCGAACUUCGUGAAAAAUCCCUUCCUCGUGUUUCAAAAUGAAAACAUUCGUACGCAGAUGAUUAAACGAUUCGAGCUACAUCCAAUGUCCAUCAACACGGUGAAAGAACUGACCAAAGGUAGCGUCACAGAGUCACCUUUUACUCGAGACGAGUGUCGAGCUUUCAUUUUGGGUCCUGCCAACAUGAACGAGAUCGAUUUCAACUCUCAAGCUUUAGCCUCGUUCUUCGAAAGUGAAAAACGUAACACGAUCUACGGUAACAAGGUGAUAUGGCAGUUGGUGGUGUUGUAUUUGCUCAAAAAACACAUCGAUUCGACGGUUCAGAAAGACGAAAGCGUAACUUGGCCUCGAGACGAACUCCAUCCUUUGAUCAACGCCAUCCUCAAAGAGUACAUUCUGAAUGAAACAUUACGAUAUCAUCUAACUCUGCACGUCAGAAUCGCCCUGCCGGUAGAUCGAGUCCCAUUGUACGUUGCAUUAUGGUACAUUAUUCUGGUAUCUUCGAUGUACGCUCCGAAUUCCACUCGUAAUCUUCUACGUUAUCCCUACGGUACCGUACUGCUAGAUUUAUUCAACGAUGCCAAUCUGCAAGAUAAAAUUCCCAUCGACGACGUCAUCAGAAAAAGAUUAUACUUCAGAAUUAAAUUAUGGAAAUUAUGGAACACGAUGCUGGGCCACAAAAAAGAUCUCGAAUUGGAUCGAACCAUCCGAGCCGGGUAUCAAAACUACUGCAUCGUACAGGAUAAAAUAGUCCUUCUAUCCGGUCAUAAACCAACCGAGUUACCAGCUCCAGAUCUCGUCUCUGGUAUACCUCCUUCGGUAGUCAAAGUCAUGUGGGAUUCGUUAACUCCCAAGUCGACUCGUUUCCAGAAAAUAAAUCAAGACGGUAAUAAUCUACCUCGACCCAAAUGGGUAAUCUUGAAAAACGAUACAACGGAAUCGAGAGAAGUCUUCCACAUGCAAAUCGAUCCUGAUACUUUACGUCCUUUCGCCAAAUGCCCCGUCAGCAAUAAACCAAUCGCAAAAUGCGUCGGUAAAUUCGACAUCAAAUCCGAAUCUUACGCCAGGAUCUUCUCUCUGUAUUGCGCCAAGUACAAAAAAUAUCCAGAAAACUCGGAUCAAUUGGUUUUAUUGCAUAAUCGAAAGAGAGCCAAGAAUAACGUAUCCAGCGUGUUUAUCGAAAAAUACAUGAAACACGUUUUCGAUAUUUACCAACCGAUCGUAGGAACCAUGUCUUGCGCCGAAUUCGUUAAAAAGUAUAAUUCCUACGUUGCCGACAAAUCGAUCAAGAAUUCCAUCCAGUCAAGUUCGUCUAAAACGAAAACUAAGAAGCCGUCGCCGGCGGGUUGGGUUUCAGUGAAGGGUAAAAAAAGAGCUCCAGGUAGACGUGGAAGGAAAGCUCCACCGAGUUGUGAAUCUCGUGCUCCGGUGCGUCGUAAACGGAUCGGAUUUUCAAGCCUAUCGAUUACAGACUGAUUAUUUUUAUAAGUUGUAGUACUGAUAUUUUUUAUUUUCCUAAUUAAUUAACCAGCUGUGAUAUAUUUAAUUCGAGAAUAUUUGCAUUUAAUUUCGUUAUCCUUUCUCCUGUAUUUUUAUAAUCGAGUUUUCCUUAAUUUGCCUAAUU